CCCGCGCGCGAGUUCGUGACGCGGAAUGCGCUUGCGCGUGGCCGGGUCGAGGCGCGCGUCUGUGAGAGGGUGACCCUGCGCCGCGGGGAACCGACCCAGGAGCGAGGAGGCCCGGGAGGCGUUCACUUCGCUGGAAGGUUCGGGCCCUGGUGGGACAGAAAAGUCAGAGAUGGACCUUGUGAGACUUGUUGGGCUCUUCUCUAGGGCCCGCCCCAUGGGGCUCUUGGGCCUCCAGCACCUUGACCUUCUUGGAGCCCAAUGGACAGGAGGCAGGGAAGGGCUUGUAUUGAGGGCCAUGGGGCCAACUCAGCCAGCAUUAGCAGCCUUCAGCAGCUCCCCUUUGUCAGCUGUUUUUGAACCUGGGAGCCAGAAGAAUAUGAGCAGCCUCCACUCUGACCCAAGCCAGCCCAGCCCCACAGCCCCUCAGGAGGAAGAGGAAGAGAACUUUGGAACCCUGUCUAAUAAAUACUCCUCCCGGAAAAUAUUCCACAAAUCAACACCCCAGUUGUAUGACCUACGGCUCAGGGAACAGAGUGCGGAGGAAGAGGAGGAAGGGGAACUGGAGCCAAAACCAUGGCAGGGCCGGAGAAACACCCCGUACUGGUACUUCUUUCAGUGCAAACGCCUAAUCAGGGAAGGAAAGCUGGCUGAGGCCCUGGACCUGUUUGAGAGGCAGAUGCUGAAGGAGGAGCGACUGCAGCCGCUGGAGUGUAACUACACGGUGCUGAUCGGGGGUUGCGGGCGGGCUGGCUACCUGAAGAAGGCCUUCAGGCUCUACAAUGACAUGAAAAAACGGGAAUUAGAGCCCUCAGAUGCCACAUACACAGCCCUGUUCAAUGUCUGUGCCGAGUCACCCUGGAAGGACUCUGCCCUCCAGAGGGCACUGAAGCUCCGACAGCAGCUCCAGGCCAAAAACUUCCAGUUCAACCUGAAAACAUACCAUGCCCUGCUGAAGACUGCUGCCAAGUGUGCAGACCUAAGGAUGUGCUUUGAUGUGUUCAAGGAAAUCAUCCACAAGGGUCAUGCUAUCACAGAGGAGACCUUUAGUUUCCUGCUCAUGGGCUGCAUCCAAGACAAGAAGAUAGGCUUCCGACUCGCCCUGCAGGUGUGGAGGCAGAUGCUGAGCCUGGGACUCAAGCCAACCAGGCAUGGCUACAACUUGCUGUUGGGGGCAGCUCGGGACUGUGGCUUGGGGGACCCAGAGGUGGCCUCCAGGCUGCUCCUGAGACCCAGGAAGGAGACACUCCUGCUCCAGCCCCCAUCCAGGCAGAAGGCAGGGAGGAGAGGCCCUUCUGGGGCUAAUGGUAUACUGACCAGACUGCAUGUGGAGACCAUGGAGAAGGAGCUCUUCUUGGAACCUUCUCAGGCAAUUGAGGGACUUCCAGAGCCCUGGGAGGCACUAGUGCCCAGUAAGGCACAACCUGAGGUGGAAACCAAGACAGAGCCUUACCACACAGCAGCACCCACCCCAGUGGCCCUGAAGCUACCUCCCUUGGAGCUGGAGAUCAACCUCCUGACCCUUGAGACUAUCUCCCCAGCUGUGAUCUCCUUUGGGACAGUGACCACCCCUGCUGACAGGCUAGCCUUGAUAGGGGGCCUGGAGGGCUUCCUGGACAAGAUGGCAGAGCACGGGCUCCAGCCCGACAUCAAAACCUUUACGCUGCUGGCUGAGGUGGUAGAGCCUGGGAGCCCUGCGGAGUCCUCGCUGCUGACUGUUCUAGACAGGCACCAGGUGGAGGCUGACGUGACAUUCUUCAACACACUGAUGAGGAAGAAGAGCAAACUGGGAGACCUGGAGGGGGCGAAGGCGCUGUUGCCAGUCCUGGCAAAAAGGGGAAUCAUUCCCAAUCUACAGACAUUCUGCAACCUGGCCAUCGGGUGCCGUAGGCCCAGAGAUGGUCUACAGCUGCUUGCAGACAUGAAGAAAUCCCAGAUGACCCCCAACACCCACAUCUACAGCACUCUCAUCAAUGCAGCCCUCAAGAGGCUGGACUACACCUAUCUCAUUGACAUCCUGAAGGACAUGAAGCAGAACAGGGUGCCGGUGAAUGAAGUGGUCAUCCGCCAACUGGAGUUUGCAGCCAAGUACCCACCCACCUUUGACCGGUACAAAGGGAAGAACACUUAUUUGGAGAAGAUUGAUGGCUUCCGAGCUUAUUAUAAGCAGUGGCUGAAAGUGAUGCCAGCAGAGGAAACCCCCCAUCCCUGGCAGGAGUUCCGGACCAAGCCCAAGAGCGACCAAGACUCUGUCAGGGAUGCUGGUGUAGAUGGAGUCCUUGGGGGCAGAUCACACCUGGUGAACACCAAAGCCUUCACCUGUAGAGGUGCUCCGACACGCCUGAGGCACUGCUGAGAAGAGCUGCUCCCGAGAAUCGGGUGGCACGGUCCAAAGUCCAGGGCGGAGAGGGCCAGGCCCAGAGGCCUCAACCAGAGCAGCCCCGACAGCCACAGUGUGUGCACUCGAUGAUGCGGCCCUGCAACAGAGGACAGCUGAGUUGCUGCACCUGGCCACACACCCACAUACCCCACCCCCUUCUGCUAUGAAGGGCACCAGCAGUACUUCCUGCAGAACACCUUUCAGAAACCUCUGCUGGAUAGUUCUGACAGGGGAACUUCAGUGCCCUCAUGACCAUGCGAACAGCUACUGUUCACACUGAAGUUACAUUUGUGUGUGUUUAAUUUAUGCAAAUUCAACAUACACAACUGCCAAAAAGGAAAAAAAAAUCUGUGUGGAUGAGUCUCAUUACUCUACUUGUGGGCUAAGGUGGGUGCUACUGCUCAGAGGGCUCAGUGCCAGGGGCCUCAUGGCACCUGUCUGCUGGGACACUGGGGCGGAAAGGUUACUUGAGUUACUGUGGCCUGCAGGACGGUCUUGUCUGGCCAGCAGACUAAAGGCCCUAGAGCAGUGGUUUGUGUUCAUUUUAUUUUUUCAAGCUCUUUUUUUGAGGAGCAAGAGUUAGCAAACAAUAUCCUCUGCUGAAACCCAGCCAAGUCAAAGGUAGCCUCUGUUAAGUGUGAAGCAGCACCCCUGCCCUAACACCCCCGUGGAAUCCUGGGGCUCUCAGGACAGGGCUUCUGCUGCUCUGCCACCCCCACCCUCAUGCUCACACGCAGCCUUCCCUCCAGAGGCAGCCCUUCCCACUGUUGAGUACGCUCAUGUCUGAGCUUCCACAUGGUGCGGGCAGACAGCUACCUGCUGAGUUACCACCUGCAGCACUGAGCCAAAGCUCUAGGAACUCACUCACUGCAGCAUAAAGGGGCCCAUGGAAUAAGGCACCUGUGGGAAGCUAGGGGGGGAAAUGGCCAAGCUGAGAGAUGGUAUAUCUGGCCUGACCUCCGGCUGGGCCAACAACCUGGCCAAGAGGCUAUACAACAUCACCACUAAGUGCCAGUAUCUAAUGUCUGCCUUGUUCUGCAGCUUCAUUUAAAAGGGGCUCAAGCCCUGAGCUCAGCUACUGUUAUACACCCAGCACCAUUCCCGUGGUGCCCUGCCUAGCUGUGAAAGUUCUGACAAGAAGUAAGUGGUGACAUUAAAAGGGACAGGAACUCCAACUGACCAGCCACCCUUCCCUAAUGUAGCUUCAUACCACCACAGGGGCAGGUACUGCCACCUCCACUUCCUAAAUAAGGAAAGGGUUGUUACUUGCCCAAAGGUAAGACUUGAGACUGACCCAAAGACCUAACAAGAUUACUAAGCCCCACCUAGCAUGGAUCCCUGAACAGGGGUCUCACUCCUGGGAGGGAUGGCCAGCAGGAUUCCAGUGACAAAAUGGCAUUCCAGCCAAAACAAAUGCUAUAAGCCCCCUUGGAGUCAAUUAGUUUAUAGAGUUUUGAAGUGAAAACAACAUCAAAUUUGAUCAUCAGGCAUUACCACUUCCAGCUUGCUUUUGGGAACCCGGCAAAUGCAGUUAGUCCCAAAAUUGGUGUCCCGAGUCUGAAUGCACCGCAGGCAGCACAAGUUCUCAUAUCCCUGCUUUUUCCACUUUGCAAUCAAAUUUUUGUCUGCAUAACCUUCUUUAAUACAAUACUCAUAGAGUUCUGUCAAAAGAUGGGGAAAGGGCAUCAGAUCAUGGUGUAACAAACCUGCCUCCACCCUUAAGUCAAAAGAAAAAUUUGCCCAUUUUUAGUGGUAAAAAAACUCAUGAUGCUUGCUGAGGUUGCAAGCACGAGAAUCUGCUUAAUUUUGAAAGCUAUUUAAAUUCAAAGGGUUAAGAAAGAACUUAGCCAAUUACCUCUGCUUAUGGCUUUCCGCUUAUAAAAGAGGUCAAAGAUAUAGCGGGUUUUCUGGUGGUGGAUCCUGAAAAUGGGCCACAGAGAUUCCACUUUUCUUUUUCCCUCAUGAGGUUCUGUUUCAGCUGGGGAGAAAAAAAGUAUAUGUUUGCUUUGGGGAGCAGAAUUAGUCUGCACAGGACAAUGUUUUUUUUCCAAUAACUACAUAUAAUGAAUAAAUACAACUUUAUACCCACUAAGAUGGCAAAAUGAUGGACAUUAACAAGUGUUAGGGACAACAUGGAGAAAACAGACUCCAUACACUGCUGGUGGCAAUAUGAAAUAGUGAAGCUGCUGUGGAAGAGUCUGGCAAUUCCUCAAGAAGUUAAAUAUAUAUGGGCAUUGUGGUGCAUGUCUAUAAUCCCAGCAACUCAGAGGCUAAGGCAGGAGGAUCACAAAUCUGAGGCCAGUCAAGCAAAUGAGGAGGACACUGCCUCAAAUGAAAGAUAAGAAAGGGCUUGGAAUGUAGCUCAGUGGUAAAGCACCCCUGGGUUCAAUCCCUACCCGCCCCCCCAAAAAAGUCAAACCUAAGGAGUUACCAUAUGACCCAGCAAUUCCACUCUUAAAUACAUACCAGAGUAUUGAAAACAUACAUACAUAUGCAGACUUGUACAUGACUAUUUGUAGAAGCCAAAAAAGUAGAAACAACCCAAAUGUCCAUCAACUCAAGAAUGGAUAAACAGCUGGACGUGGUGACGCACACACGUAAUCCCAGCAGCUCGGGAGGCUAAGGCAGGAGAAUCUCGAGUUCAAAGCCAGCCUCAACAAUUCAUCAAGACCCUAAGCGACUUAGUGAGACCCUAUAUCCAAAUAAAACACAAAAAAGGGUUGGGGAUGUGGCUUAGUGGUUAAGUAACCCUGAGUUCAAGCCCUGAUACUGGAGUGGGGGAGCGAUGGAUAAAUAGUGUGUGGUCUAUUCAUACAAUGGAAUAUUAUUCAGCCAUAGAAAAGAAUGAAGUACUGAUACAGGCUUCAACAUGGAUGAACCUUGAAAUGUAGAACUGUGGCUGCACAGUCUCUGAACAUACACUUUAAAGGGGUCAAUUUUAUAGUGUGUGAUUUAUAGUAAUAAAAUAAUAUUAAAAGGAAAGCUGAACAUAUUUUUAAUUUAGUCUUUUAGAUUAGAUAAAUCAGAAAAUGUAGAUAUAAAAAAGUCAUUUAACAAGCUAGGCAUGGUGGUGCAUGCCUGUAAUUCUAGCAGCUUGGAAAGCUGAGGCAGGAGGAUCUCAAGUUUAAAGCCAGGCUCAGCAACUCAGCAAGGCCCUAAGCAACUCAGUGA
Sciurus carolinensis (gray squirrel) is the source of this 5548-nucleotide messenger RNA. It is a transcript of the gene Ptcd1, whose product is annotated as pentatricopeptide repeat domain 1. Bases 170 to 2353 code for a protein of 727 amino acids. Gene Ontology annotation, molecular function: tRNA binding; protein binding. The transcript is spliced from 10 exons. Gene Ontology annotation, cellular component: mitochondrial matrix. The record is from RefSeq and is a predicted model, not a curated record. NCBI's taxonomy places the organism in Eukaryota, Metazoa, Chordata, Mammalia, Rodentia, Sciuridae. Gene Ontology annotation, biological process: tRNA 3'-end processing.